Molecule: messenger RNA, 1307 nt
Organism: Morus notabilis
Lineage: Eukaryota; Viridiplantae; Streptophyta; Magnoliopsida; Rosales; Moraceae
Product: probable CCR4-associated factor 1 homolog 11
Exons: 1
Coding region: 374-1234 (286 amino acids)
Cellular component (GO): P-body; CCR4-NOT core complex; CCR4-NOT complex
Molecular function (GO): poly(A)-specific ribonuclease activity; nucleic acid binding
Source: RefSeq, a predicted model, not a curated record
AUCAAAAUCCCAACAAAAGCCCACUGUAUGACAAAACAAGAAACUUCUCUUUGCCAAAUUGCUCAAAGGAAUGAAAUCAUAGAUCCAAAUUCCAAUCAAUCAACAAACAUAAAUUUCCCAACAAUACCAGUUCAUAGACUAAAAAAUAUUAUUAAUAUUAAAUAAUUAAUAUAAUUUUUUCAAAAAGGAAAAUACUCUCUUAACAAACCGCCUCAUUACAAGUUACCCAAUACCCACGUCUUUCAGAAUCUCCUCCUCUCUCUCUCUCUCUCUCUUCUAUAAAAAUUUUGUUUCCCUUUCUUUCCCAAAAUCAAUUUUCAAAAUCAAAAUUUUCCUUGCGAUCACUCGGAUCUGGUCAUCGUAACCCUAAGUGAUGUGCCUAUCAAAAUCGCCGCCGUCGACGCCCCCAUCUCCGCGGCGGAAGAAGCGACCCGUGGUGAUACGAUCGGUGUGGUCCGGCAACUUAGAUUACGAGUUCGGGUUGCUAGGAUCCGUGAUCGAUGAUUAUCCUUUCAUCUCCAUGGACACGGAGUUUCCCGGCGUCGUGGUCCGCCCGGACGUCGCCGUUCCCGGCGAUCGGAUCCCCCAGUCCGUCGCGCACUACCGAGUUUUGAAGGCGAACGUCGACCGGCUGAACCUGAUCCAGAUCGGGCUAACUCUCGCCGACGCGGAGGGGAACCUCCCCGAUCUCGGCACCGGGAGCGUCUACAUCUGGGAGUUCAACUUCAGGGACUUCGACGUGGCGCAUGACGCCCACGCUCACGACUCGGUUGAGUUGCUCCGCCGGCAGGGGAUCGACUUCGAACGCAACCGCGAGCGCGGGAUCGACUCCGCCCGGUUCGCGGAGUUGAUGAUGACGUCGGGACUCGUCUUGAACGACUCAGUGAGUUGGGUGACGUUCCACAGCGCAUACGACUUCGGUUACCUGGUUAAGGCUUUGACUCAGCGGGUUUUGCCGAGCGAGUUGGGCGAGUUUUCGAGACUCGUGUCGAUGUUCUUCGGGCCGAAUGUGUUCGACGUGAAGCACCUGAUGAGGUUCUGCGCGAGCCUCUAUGGUGGGCUGGACCGGGUGUGCCAAGCCCUGAAUGUGGGCCGGGCCAUCGGGAAGAGCCACCAGGCCGGGUCCGAUAGCCUGCUGACGUUGCACGCGUUCCAGAAGAUUCGAGAAGUUUACUUCGCUGAAAACGGGGUCGAGCAAUACGCCGGUGUUUUGUAUGGUUUAGAAAUCUCGUAAAAUGUUUGUAGAUGAUCUGUGUUUUCUAAUGGUAAAUUUCGUACACAUUUGGGUUAUUAUUUUCAUUGGUUUA